UAUUUGCCAUAAAUAACCACCUUCUCAUUAGCAUGCCUAUAAGCCUUUCUAGGUUAUUCCUAGCUGUAGCUGGAUGUGUUACACAUCUGGUAAAGUAAACAUUCUUUGCAAUGCAGCUUAAGAAACACUAGUCUAGACUCAAUAAUUUAGAUCAUUAAUAAAAACACUUGAAGCUUUUACUAAUAUGUCUUAAGAUUUGGGAAUAUAGAGAUAAAAGAUAAAGCCCCUGCCCUCAAGAAGCUCUUGGUUUACAUGGAAAACAAUAAAAUCAUUACAAUAUACUAUGCUAAGUGCUAUGACAGAAGCGAAGAUUAUUGGAGCUGGUAUUGAAGUGAGUUUUGGAGAUGACCAGAGUUCAUGUGGUGAGGCGGAGGAGGAGGGGUUUUUCCAAGGGAAGGAACAGCACACGGGAAAGCAAAGAAGAAUAAAAAGGAAAGGACUUACUUACUUACAUAAAUAUAAGGUUUCCAGUUCAGUUGAGAAAUAUAUAAUGUUGUGAAUUAUCAGUUGCUCUUGCUGUUUUACAGGAUGAACUCACACCAUUUUUGCUAGCUGUACAUGAAGAAAAACAGCAAAUGAUAGAAUUUUUAAGAAAGCAAAAAGAAAAUUUAACUGCAGUUAAGUUUGAAAGAUUUCUCAUGAGCAUAAGAAGGAAAAAGAUCUGUUGCAUAAAAAUUGCAUGUUGCAGGAAGAAAUUGCCAGGCUAAGACUGGAAAUAGACACAGAGAAAAAUCGGAACCAGCAAAAGGAAAAUAAUUAUCUUGAGGAGAUUAAAAUUGUGAAAGAAAAGAAUGAUUUCCUUCAAAAUACUUUGAAGCUGAAAGAGGAAACAUUUGCAACAAUGAUAUUCCAGGACAGUAUACAGCCUGAAGUUUUGAAAGCUGAGAAUAAAAUGCUCAGUUUUAAAUUGGAGGAUAAAAACCAAAACCAGGAGAGACUGGAAAGAGAAACUGAAUCAUACCAUUGUAGACUGGUUGCUGCUAUACAAGACUGUGAUCAAAGUCAGGCAUCAAAAAGAGAUGUAGAACUUGAUUUCCAGAGAACAAGACAAGAGUGGUUUCAUUUAAAGGAAAAAAUGAAUUUUGAUAUGAAUCACCUAAAAGAUAAGAAUGAGCUGCUUUCUGAAAAACUUUCUAAUGCUGAAAAUAAAAUCAGAAGCCUCAAAAUGAAGUUGCACCAGACAAAAGAUGCUCUAAGGGAAAAGACAUUGGUUUUAGAAGAUGUCCAAAGAGAACUAACCCAAUCACAACGUCAGAGGAAAGAAAUUGAACAAAUGUUUCAGAAUGAAGAAAGCAAAGUGAGUAAAUACAUUCAAAAGCAAGAAUCUCUAGAGGAGAGAUUAUCUCAAAUACAAAACGAAAAUCUGUUACUUCGACAGGAACUGGAUGAGGCUCACAAGAAAGCUGACAAUAAAGAAGAGACAAUAAUUAAUAUCCAAGAGCAAUUUAAUGCUAUUUUGAAAGAUCAAGCUCAAGAGCAAAGUCUUCUACUAGAGCAGAAAAACAACUUAAUCAAUAAAUGCAAUUUCAUAGAAAAAAGAUUGUACAAAUAUGAAAAAGAGAAAGCAGAAAGAAAUGAAAUUGUGAGACAGAUUCAAGAACUGGCUGAUACUGUAAAAAAACAACCUAUAUCAGAGCCUUCACUAGAGGCUACACCAUGUUAUGUUAAUUUAGAUGAAACACAGGACUCAAAGAGGAGAUCAGGUCAAAUCAGAAGUCAAGCUGAUCUUACAGAAGCAGUGGAAACUGCAUCUUCAGAAGGUCUACAUGUGGAUGCAGAGAUUGAAGUUCUUCAACAGGCAUUAUUAUAUAUGAAAACAAUGCAAGAGAAACGUGAAACACUACAGAAGGAUCAGGAGAAGUUGGAAGAAGAACUAGUAAACCUCAAAAGUCACAUGGAAAUGAAUGUGUUAGAACGUGGUGAAUUGGAACACCAUAAACGGGAGUUUGAAGAAAGUGCAAGGCAGGAGAUAGCAGAACAAUUAGCAACUGCUGGUCUACUUUUACAGAAUUUAAAUUGA
Nomascus leucogenys (northern white-cheeked gibbon) is the source of this 2020-nucleotide messenger RNA. Its product is annotated as putative coiled-coil domain-containing protein 144C. NCBI's taxonomy places the organism in Eukaryota, Metazoa, Chordata, Mammalia, Primates, Hylobatidae. The record is from RefSeq and is a predicted model, not a curated record. Bases 680 to 2020 code for a protein of 446 amino acids. The transcript has 5 exons.